Messenger RNA from Manduca sexta (tobacco hornworm), 827 nucleotides. RefSeq names its product ubiquitin-conjugating enzyme E2 G1-like. NCBI's taxonomy places the organism in Eukaryota, Metazoa, Arthropoda, Insecta, Lepidoptera, Sphingidae. The transcript is spliced from 5 exons. The record is from RefSeq and is a predicted model, not a curated record. Bases 154 to 660 code for a protein of 168 amino acids. Gene Ontology annotation, molecular function: ubiquitin conjugating enzyme activity. Gene Ontology annotation, biological process: protein polyubiquitination; proteasome-mediated ubiquitin-dependent protein catabolic process.
UGUAGUAGAAAAUAUGAAGACUAUGGCAACAUCUGCUACCGGAAACAAGCAGCAACUCAUAUGUUUCACAACCUGCUCAAAACUCAGCCAGCCAUCUUUUGUGGAAAAAUCAUUUGUUUCGUGUCAUCAGGGUAAAUUUCACAAUUGUAAUUAAUGUCAGAGCCACAGUCUUCGCUUUUAUUAAAAAAGCAGCUAGCUGAACUGAACAAAAAUCCAGUGGAAGGGUUUUCUGCUGGAUUGAUAGACGACAAUGACAUUUAUAGAUGGGAAGUGCUCAUCAUCGGACCUCCAGACACGUUAUAUGAGGGUGGAUUCUUCAAAGCACACUUACAUUUUCCAAAGGAGUAUCCUUUAAGGCCACCACGGAUGAAAUUUGUCACUGAAAUAUGGCAUCCAAAUAUUGAAAAAAAUGGCGAUGUUUGCAUAUCAAUAUUACACGAACCAGGCGAUGAUAAGUGGGGAUAUGAGAAGGCAUCAGAGCGAUGGUUGCCUGUGCACACAGUGGAGACAAUACUUAUCAGUGUCAUCUCUAUGUUAGCUGAUCCCAAUGACGAGAGUCCCGCCAAUGUUGACGCCGCGAAGGAAUGGAGAGAGCGAUAUUCGGAUUUCAAAAAGAAAGUUGCCAGAUGUGUUAGGAAAAGUCAAGAAGAUUGCUUUUAGGAGUGAGAGGGGAUUUUAGAACAUAAUGUUUACCUGAAAAGGGGCAUUGUAACACAACAUUAACAUAAGACAGCGUAUGAGGAAUUCCAUAUAACAUAGCAGCAAGCUCAUACACCUCGCAUGGACCUGCACAUACCCACAGUAGUAGAUGUGUCCGCUCAUUCUGU